CGCACAUCAGGCCGUGCUAGGUUUGUAUCUUCUCUCUGCUUGAAGACAGAGCAAUGCCAAAGAAAGUCAAGCUUGCAAGAAAGGAGCUGGGACCUGUUCCCUGUAAGCAGGCAAAGGUGGAGGCAGCCAGUGUGCCUUCCAUCUUAAAUUUUGCCAACCCCAGUAGUCUCUUUGAAAGUUUAAUCUCACCCAUCAAGACAGAGACAUUUUUCAAGGAAUUCUGGGAGCAGAAGCCCCUUCUCAUUCAGCGAGAUGACCCUACAUUGGCCACAUAUUACCACUCCCUGUUCAGGCUAACAGAUCUGAAGAGUCUGUGUAGCCAAGGUGUGUACUAUGGACGGGAUGUGAAUGUCUGCCGGUGUGUCAAUGGCAAGAAGAAGGUUUUAAAUAAAGAUGGCAAAGCACACUUUCUUCAAUUGAGAAAAGAUUUUGAUCAGAAAAGGGCAACAAUUCAGUUUCACCAACCACAGAGAUUUAAGGAUGAGCUUUGGAGGAUCCAGGAGAAGCUGGAAUGUUACUUUGGUUCUUUGGUUGGCUCAAAUGUGUAUAUCACCCCUGCAGGCUCUCAGGGCCUGCCUCCACAUUAUGAUGACGUUGAGGUUUUCAUCCUGCAGCUGGAGGGAGAGAAGCACUGGCGCCUCUACCCACCCACGGUGGUCCUGGCACGAGAAUACAGUGUGGAGGCUGAGACACGAAUUGGGAAACCGACACACGAGUUCACUUUAAAGCCGGGUGAUUUGUUAUACUUUCCCAGAGGGACCAUCCAUCAGGCAGAUACUCCUCCAGGGCUGGCCCACUCUACUCAUGUGACCAUCAGCACCUACCAGAACAAUUCAUGGGGAGAUUUCCUUUUGGACAGCAUUUCGGGGCUUGUGUUUGAUACUUUAAAGGAAGAUGUGGAGUUACGGACUGGAAUACCCCGACAGCUGCUUAUGCAGGUGGAGCCCACAACUGUGGCAACGAGAAGAUUAAGUGGCUUCCUGAGAGUUCUUGCAGACCGGCUGGAGGGCACAAAAGAACUGCUAUCAUCAGACAUGAAGAAGGAUUUUGUUAUGCACAGACUCCCCCCUUACCAUGCAGGAGAAGGAACAGAGCUAUUGACACCAGGUGGGAAGUUACCAAGGGUGGACAGUACAGUGAGACUACAGUUCAGAGAUCACAUCGUCCUCACAGUAGGACCAGAUCAGGAUCCAUCUGAUGAAGCUCAAGAAAAAAUGGUUUAUCUCUAUCAUUCUCUAAAGAAUAGAAGAGAGACACACAUGAUGGGAAAUGAGGAGGAAACAGAGUUCCAUGGACUUCGCUUUCCUUUAUCACACAUGGAUGCACUGAAGCAAAUUUGGAAUAGUUCAGCUAUUUCUGUCAAGGACCUGCAACUCAGCACAGAUGAGGAAAAGGAGAGCCUGGUGUUAUCCCUCUGGACAGAAUGCUUAAUACAAGUCAUGUAAUGCCUGUACAGAAGCAAAUUGUAUUCUGCUGUAUUCUGAGUGUGUAAAGGGAAUGUAAUGCCUGUUGCUGCGUCAACACUUAGGGCAGGAGUACACAUGGCAGCCAAAGAGGAAAAGGCAUCUGUUCUUGCCUAUCUAUCUACUGUACUAAUAGCAACAUGAGAGAGAAAUCUAUACUAAGUUACCUAAAAUGUGACAGAGCCAUACUUUUGAUGAGUUUAUUUAAUCCAGUGUGGUAGAAAAGGCACAACUCCAAUAAAUGUACUGUGUAGAAUAAAUGUCAUUAACCUGGCUUUGUUUUUGUUCCUUGGAAGAAACAUUGUUUAAAGAGCCUCCAUUGCUCUACAAAAUUUAACAAUUAACAUGAAGAAAGUUGUUUUUUUACAGUGCAAAUAUACAUACCUUGUGUAUACACAAGCCCCCAUCCCUUUGUUAAAAUAAAGUUAUUUCUGUAACAUACGUUUCAUUAAAUAAUACUGCCACACCCAUGAGAGGCACUCAAAAUCUGUGUACAUUUUCAAAUGCUGCUGAAAAGAUGACAAUAGCCUGAGAUUGAAGAACAAACACCCAGUAUUCAUAGAGAAAGAACCAGUCUA
This is a messenger RNA of Perognathus longimembris pacificus (Pacific pocket mouse), 2041 nucleotides long. It is a transcript of the gene Riox2, whose product is annotated as ribosomal oxygenase 2. Gene Ontology annotation, molecular function: histone H3K36 demethylase activity; histone H3K4 demethylase activity. Lineage: Eukaryota; Metazoa; Chordata; Mammalia; Rodentia; Heteromyidae. The record is from RefSeq and is a predicted model, not a curated record. The transcript is spliced from 10 exons. Gene Ontology annotation, cellular component: nucleolus. Bases 54 to 1445 code for a protein of 463 amino acids.